AUGACUCAAAGCACUUUCGUUGGCGAUGCUGGUUUUAAGAAGUCUAGUACCGAGAAAGAUGACAGAGCAAUUGCUCACAAACUCCUUAUUGAGCUCCUAUCGUACCAGCUCUCACUUCCAGUACGAUGGAUUGAAACCCAAAAGUAUUUGUUCAACGCCCCUGAAUCUGUGAACAAAUAUGUCGAGAUCGGCGCCAAAACAACGCUGGCUACCAUGGCCAAACGUAUGGCAGACCGACAACCAGCGGCGGAGCAACUAUCAAAGUCUAUGGAUAUACUUUCAUACAGCGACCAGAAGGCAGAUCUGUACUACGAAUAUAGCCCCGAGGCAGAGAUACAGCUACAAACGUCGACGUCCUUAGAACCCCAAAAUGUUACAAGCGAAGCUACCAACACGACUAUAUCAAAUUCUGCCGUAGCUCCUGCAAAAGUUUCUCCAUCUAUAGCUCCAACUCCUGCCAGCUCUGCUGAUGCUAAAAUUUCGACUUUUCCCAAGGGCACAACAGAUAAUAUCCCUAAUAUCUCGGCGACUCAUAUUGUUAUAGCACUUACAGCUCAGAAGGUUAAAAAGCCCUUUGAGGCUUUGCCAAUACAAAAGUCUAUUCAAGAACUUUCUGGCGGUAAAUCAACCCUUCAAAAUGAAUUGAUGGGCGAUCUCGUCGUUGAAUUUGUUUCUGUUCCAAAUGGUGGUGAAUAUAUGCCGUUGGAAACAUUGGGUGAAACCCUGCAACAGGGCUUCAGCGGAAAGCCCGGUAAACAAAUGUCCACUUUGAUAUCCAAACUCAUAUCGAGGAAAAUGCCAGGCGGUUUCAAUCAAUCAAUGAUGCAGAAUCACAUUGAAUCACAUUGGGGCUUGAACAAGGGACAGUCAAUUGUUCCAAUCUGUCUUGCAGUUACCAUGGAGCCACCUGCCCGUCUGGAACAUGUGGAAAACGCUAAACAGUUCUUGGACGAUGUUGUGACUCGAUUUGCGUUGUUUUCUGGAACAUCACUGUCUCCUAGAGCAACCGGUGAUGGAGGUGCAAGUGACAGCCAGUCCACUGUCAUGGUCGACUCUGCAGCUCUAGACAAUCUUCGAAAAGAGCAGCGGGACUUCCAAAUGAAAGAAUUCAAACUUCUCGCCAAGCACCUUCAAAUGGAAGCUUCAGGCAAAGCUAUAGAAGAAAAGCUAAGCCGCUGGAGCGCUGAGUUUGACGACAAUUUCUUCGACGGUAUUGGCUCUCUGUUUGAUCCAAGAAAGGCCAGACAGUACGAUUCGUCUUGGAACUGGAUUCGAGAAGAAACCGUUCGACUCUUCAAUAAGCUCGCUCUUGGUCAUAUAGAUUCCGAGGAUCAGGGUCUCCAAAUGCUAGCCCGGAAAUGGGACGACAGUUGUGUUGAGAUUGCACAAGACUUCCUCCGGAAUAUAGCUAGUUCAAAACGUGAAAUUCCGAUCAAAAUUCAGGGAAUUAUUCAAUUGAACUCGUCAUUUGUGACUACUCAACCAGUUUACCGCUACUCCGGCCGAACUAUGACACCCCUAACAUAUGUGUCUUCCACUACGGGCAACAUUGAAUACAAGGAGCUCCCACGGGACGUUUCUGAAUAUGUUGCCUUUUUAAAGAAAGGUCGCAGGACGGUCCACGGUGAAGACGUACCUUACGUGCAUCUCCGAAAGCGACAGGCUGGCAAUGGCGAAUUCAGAUAUGACACGUCGUUGACAAAGAUUUUCAUAGAGAUGUUAGAAGCUGGGGCCAGCUCUGGGCUCACAUUUUCUGGCAAAACAUUUCUAGUGACCGGCGCUGGACCCAAGUCAAUCGGAGCUGGCGUGGUCGAGGGGCUGUUGAACGGUGGCGCCAAAGUAAUAGUUACUACAAGUCGCGAUAUGUCCAACGGAGCUGACUUCUUCGCCAAUAUGUAUCGUGCACAUGGCGCACAAGGUUCAUCUUUGAGCGUUAUUCCGUUUAAUCAAGCCAGCAGGAAGGACUGUGAAGAACUAGUUGAAUACAUCUAUGGAGCCAAUUCUCCCGUUGGGGGUGAUAUUGACUAUAUCGUUCCUUUUGGCGCUAUUCCCGAGAAAGAUGAUAUCAGCAAAUUGGACAGCAUGACCGAACUCGCUCAUCGCGCAAUGCUUACCAACAUCCUGCGUAUCAUCGGACUCGUAUAUAAAACUAAAAGAGACCGUCGUAUUGAUUCCAGACCGACUAAUGUUGUUAUUCCCUUGUCAUUUAAUCAAGGUGGCUUCGGCGGUGACGGUCUAUACCCAGAGUCUAAGUUGGGCUUGGAGACUCUGUUUAACCGAUUCUAUUCUGGCAACUGGCAAGAGUAUCUCACAAUUACCGGGGCUGUUAUCGGUUGGGUUCGCGAGACCAGUUUAUCACAAGCUCUAAGUUUGGUGGGCUACGCAAUUGAACAGAUUCCUGGACUCAACGUCUGCACGUUCUCUAGGGCGGAGAUGGCUUUCAACAUCCUCGCGUUGAUGACUCCUGAAGUUACGGAGAUGGCAGAAGAUCAUCCUGUCUAUGCCGAUCUGACCGGUGGUGCCAAGGAAAUCACCAACAUCAAAGACAUCAUGUCAGACUCGAGAUCUAAGUUUACUACUGAGAGCAAUAUUCGGAGAGAGCUACUUGCGGAAAAGUCAAGGGAGCAAACUGUUCUUCGUGGUAGCGCGUCUCAUAUCGAAACAGACAAAAGAACUAUUUCCCGCAUUCGACGUGCAAACUUGAAUCUUCAAUUCCCAACAUUGCCUGAUCAUUCUGACUUGACUGCUGAUGUAGCGGAGUUGGAAGGCAUGAUUGACCUCUCACGGACGGCUGUCGUAGUCGGAUAUUCCGAGCUCGGUCCAUGGGGCAAUGCACGAACACGAUGGGAUGCGGAGCUUCGAGGAGAUUUCACUCUUGAGGGUUACGUGGAAAUGGCUUGGAUUCUAGGCUUGGUCAAGCAUCAUAAAGGGCAGAUCAAUGACCAGGUUUACGUUGGCUGGGUCGAUGCGAAGACGAAAGAACCUGUCCGUGAGGACAAAUUCAAGGAGUUAUAUGGAGAUCAUAUCAUGAAGCACUCCGGCAUUCGUUUCAUUGAGCCUGAGUUAUUAGGUGGCUACGACCCAUCCAAAAAGGAGUUUAUGCAAGAGAUUGUGGUAGAGGACGAUCUUCCUCCGUUUGAAACUUCUAAAUCCAGCGCGGACGCCUUCAAGCUUCGUUUAGGCGAAAAGGUCUCUGUGCAACCUGUGCAGGAGUCAGAGGAAUGGCAAGUGACUGUUCGAAAAGGAGCUCAUUUUAUGUUACCCAAGUCAGUACGUUUUGACAGGGCUGCGGCUGGUCUCCUACCCACCGGAUGGGAUCCUCUUCGAUACGGUAUCCCAGAGGAUAUUGUGCAACAGGUUGACCCCGUCACCUUAUAUACUCUUUGCUGUGUGUCAGAGGCUCUUCUUUCAGCUGGUAUCACUGACCCAUACGAGUUCUACAACCACAUUCAUGUUUCCGAAUUAGCUAACUGCAUUGGCACCGGUGCGGGUGCAAUGUUAGCCAGUCGUGGGCUAUACAGGGAUCGCUUCCUUGAUCGCCCUGUGCAAAGCGACAUUUUAUCUGAAUCUUUCCUAAACACUACUUCUGCCUGGGUCAACAUGCUUCUCUUCUCAUCAUCUGGGCCGAUAAAAACACCCGUUGGAGCUUGUGCAACUUCUAUUGAAUCCCUGGAGAUGGGUUGUGAGGCAAUCAAGGCUGGAAAAUCCAAAGUUGCUAUUGUCGGAGGGUACGACGACUUUCAAGAGGAAGCAUCGUAUGAAUUUGCUAUGAUGAAAGCCACAGUUAGCAGCGAAGAAGAGCUUGCCAGGGGUCGACGGCCAGCAGAGAUGUCACGACCCAGCACUACAUCGCGUGCUGGCUUUGUAGAAUCCGCUGGUUGUGGAGUGCAAAUUGUCAUGAAUGCUGAACUCGCAAUAAGAAUGGGUCUGCCGAUUUACGCCGUAGUCGCGUACUCCCAAAUUGCGGCAGACCAGAACGGCCGUUCUAUUCCAGCCCCUGGCCAGGGUAUCCUGACUGCUGCCCGAGAAUUUCCAAACCGUCAUGAAUCAAAGUUGUUGGAUCUGAGCCACCGACGAAAACUCUUUUAUGACGACAUUGCUAAUAUUGACAAGUGGUGGCACGAGAAGAGCCAAACUGCUGAGCACUGCGAUAUUAGUCUAGACGAGAUUCAAGCUGCUGCCCGCAGCAAGAUCAAGCAAGCACAGUACAUGUGGGGAAAUGAUAUCCGAUCUCAAGACCCGCUUAUUUCACCUAUCCGAGCAGCUUUGGCAACAUGGGGAUUGACUGUGGAUGAUAUCCAGGUAGCAUCCAUGCAUGGAACGUCAACCAAGGCGAAUGACACAAAUGAGGCACAGGUUAUCAACGACCAAAUGAAGCAUCUCGGACGUCGUCUAGGCAAUCCUCUUCUAGCAGUGUGUCAAAAGUCUCUCACGGGACAUCCCAAGGGUGCAGCAGGUGCAUGGCAAAUGAAUGGUUGCAUCCAGAUGCUGCAGAACAGGGUUGUGCCUGGUAACCGAAACGCGGAUAAUAUUGAAAUCAAACUCAAGCAGAACAAAUACAUUGUCUACCCCAAGGAGGCAAUUCAUAUUCUAGACGUCAAAGCCACGAUGCUUACUUCAUUCGGAUUUGGGCAAAAGGGAGGAUUGGUUCUUGCUGUUGCGCCCAAGUAUCUGUUUGGCUCGGUAGCCGCUGAGACAUACGAAGAGUAUCGCAGGAGGGCAAUCAAGCGACAACGUACUGCUAAUACUGCAUUUAUUUCUGGUGUUCUGGGUAACUCUCUGGUCAGGCUUAAAGAUCAAUCGCCAUGGGGAAAAUCAGAUGACAAGAUGCGCAAAGUCUUCCUUGAUCCGACAUCCACUACCUUUUAA
This is a messenger RNA of Talaromyces atroroseus, 4869 nucleotides long. RefSeq names its product Fatty acid synthase subunit alpha (gene monB). The transcript has 5 exons. NCBI's taxonomy places the organism in Eukaryota, Fungi, Ascomycota, Eurotiomycetes, Eurotiales, Trichocomaceae. Gene Ontology annotation, molecular function: 3-oxoacyl-[acyl-carrier-protein] synthase activity; holo-[acyl-carrier-protein] synthase activity; 3-oxoacyl-[acyl-carrier-protein] reductase (NADPH) activity. Gene Ontology annotation, biological process: long-chain fatty acid biosynthetic process. Gene Ontology annotation, cellular component: fatty acid synthase complex. The coding region runs from base 1 to 4869 and encodes 1622 amino acids. The record is from RefSeq and is a predicted model, not a curated record.